Molecule: messenger RNA, 3307 nt
Organism: Tarenaya hassleriana
Lineage: Eukaryota; Viridiplantae; Streptophyta; Magnoliopsida; Brassicales; Cleomaceae
Product: protein DEFECTIVE IN EXINE FORMATION 1
Exons: 15
Coding region: 147-2927 (926 amino acids)
Molecular function (GO): protein binding
Source: RefSeq, a predicted model, not a curated record
UCGCUGCCGUCGUUCGUUUUGGCUUGUUGCGAUCUGCCCUUGAUCAGUUUUGGUCACGCGAUUCUCUCCAUCACCGUCUCUCUCUCUGGUUUUAACCUCAUUUUGUGCAGACGGAGAAUUGUUCAGUCUCUCUGGAGUGCGAUCAUAUGAAAUCUCGAGCGAGUCGUGGUCUGCUGAUCUGUUUGCUUCUUGUUACCUUCUCGAACCUCUCCUAUGGAGAAAAUUCUGGGAAGAACAAGUUCAGAGAGCGUCGAGCGACCGACGACGAACUGGGUUACCCUGAAAUAGAUGAAGAUGCUUUGCUGAAUACUCAGUGCCCGAGAAAUCUGGAGCUGCGAUGGCAAACAGAAGUCACUUCUAGCAUUUAUGCUACACCCUUAAUUGCUGAUAUCAACAGUGAUGGAAAACUGGACAUUGUUGUUCCAUCUUUUGUUCACUACCUCGAAGUUCUCGAAGGGGCAGAUGGAGACAAGAUGCCAGGUUGGCCUGCUUUUCAUCAAUCUAAUGUGCAUGCCAGCCCUCUCCUGUAUGAUAUUGACAAAGAUGGUGUCAGGGAAAUUGUUUUGGCUACCUACAAUGGCGAAGUACUCUUUUUCAGGGUAUCGGGUUUUUUGAUGUCAGAUAAGCUUGAAGUGCCUCGCAGAAAAGUUCACAAGAACUGGUAUGUGGGUCUUGAUCCCGACCCUGUUGACCGGUCACAUCCUGAUGUCCAUGAUGAGCAGCUUGUACUGGAGGCUGCUGCAAUGAAGUCAUCAGCCACUCAAACAAAUGAAACUACAAAAAAGCCAGAUGCAAUAGUUCAUUCGUCAACUGAACCUCAUGAUGGAUCAUCAAAUGCAUCAUCUCAAGAGGAUCAGAAGAAACCCGAGAAUAACCAAACAGAAACUGUUACUCAGUCUACUGCAGAGGUUCUUAAUUCCUCCACGAAUACUGGAACAAAUACUCUGGCAUCAAAUGAUACUGCAACCUUGUCGGCAGAAAUGCACAAUGGAAAUGGAAGUGCAGCAACCACGGGAACUAAUACUCCGGCAUCAAAUGAUACUACGUCUGUCUCGGAAAUGCACAAUGGUCUUGCAAAUGCAACAACUAAUCAGGAAGAUCAUGGUAAGGGCAGCGAGGACAAAAAGGAAAGUGUUAUUAGAUUAAAUACUGGAACAGAUAAUUCCUCAGAGAACAUAGGGACAUCAGGAAACAGUACAACAGAGACUGGAACCAAGACUGGGAGGCGACUUCUGGAAGAUAAUGGCUCUCAAGAAUCUAAGGAUGACCACUCUGACAACAAAGACAACAACGAGAGUAUUCGCAUGGCCACAGUUGAAAAUGAUGGAGGGUUAGAAGCUGAUGCGGAUUCGUCGUUUGAGUUGUUGCGUGACAAUGAUGAGUUAGGUGAUGAAUACAGCUAUGACUAUGAUGAUUAUGUUGAUGAAUCCAUGUGGGGAGAUGAGGAAUGGGUUGAGGGGAAGCACGAGAAAUUAGAAGAUUACGUGAAUAUUGAUGCCCACAUCUUGUGCACUCCUGUUAUAGCGGAUAUUGAUAAAGAUGGAGUACAGGAGAUGGUUGUUGCUGUUUCCUAUUUCUUCGAUCCUGAGUAUUAUGACAAUCCAGAUCAUUUAAAAGAACUUGGUGGUAUUGAUAUCACAAAGUAUAUUGCCAGCUCGAUUGUUGUUUUCAAUCUUGAUACUAAGCAAGUUAAGUGGGUCAAAGAUCUCGAUUUGACUACGGAUUCGUCGAACUUCCGUGCAUAUAUUUAUUCUUCCCCAACGGUUGUUGAUUUGGAUGGUGACGGUUACUUGGAUAUUCUUGUUGGAACUUCAUUUGGCUUGUUCUACGUCAUGGAUCAUCAUGGAAAUGUCAGAGAAAAAUUCCCCCUUGAAAUGGCAGAAAUUCAAGGGGCAGUUGUUGCUGCUGAUAUAAAUGAUGAUGGAAAGCUGGAACUAGUGACCACCGAUUCACAUGGAAAUGUAGCUGCAUGGACCACACGGGGAGAAGAAAUUUGGGAAGCACAUGUAAAGAGUCUUGUUCCUCAGGGACCCUCUAUCGGUGAUGUUGAUGGUGAUGGCCACACAGAUGUCGUAGUUCCUACAGCAUCAGGAAACAUAUAUGUUCUUAGUGGCAAGGAUGGUUCUGUUGUCCGCCCCUAUCCGUACAGAACUCACGGAAGAGUGAUGAACCAAGUUCUCCUGGUUGAUCUUAGCAAGCGUGGUGAGAAAAAGAAGGGACUCACGAUUGUUACAACAUCCUUUGAUGGUUAUUUGUAUCUCAUAGAUGGACCCACCUCAUGUGCUGAUGUUGUUGAUAUCGGUGAAACUUCUUAUAGCAUGGUCUUGGCUGACAAUGUCGAUGGCGGAGACGAUCUUGAUCUUAUUGUCACAACAAUGAAUGGAAAUGUCUUUUGCUUCUCUACCCCUUCUCCUCACCAUCCCCUCAAGGCAUGGCGAUCAACUGAUCAGGGAAGGAAUAAUAAGGCAAACCGUUAUGAGAGGGAAGGCGUUUUUGUCACACAUUCAACAAGAGGAUUCCGGGAUGAAGAAGGCAAAAACUUCUGGGUGGAGAUUGAGAUCGUUGAUAAGUACAGAUAUCCAUCUGGUUCACAAGCCCCCUAUAACAUAACUACAACACUGUUGGUUCCUGGAAACUAUCAGGGAGAGCGGAAGAUAAAGCAGAGCCAAGUCUAUGAACGACCUGGAAAGUACAGAAUAAAGCUGCCGACGGUUGGAGUGAGGACAACAGGAACGGUGGUGGUGGAAAUGGUGGACAAGAAUGGGUUCUACUUCUCAGACGAGUUCUCUCUUACAUUCCACAUGCACUAUUACAAGCUUCUGAAAUGGCUGCUUGUCCUCCCAAUGCUCGGCAUGUUUGGUCUUCUUGUCCUCUUACGUCCCCAGGAAUCGAUGCCUCUCCCUUCCUUCUCCCGCAACACAGACUAACGAUUUCCGGUUCUUCUUCCUCUAGCCAAGCCAGCUCCUCGUCUGGGAUCAUGUGGGGUGUUGUGUCGUUAUUCUUCUUUCGGGUCUUAGGGAGCAGAUUUAGCUGAAAUCACGGACCGUACUCCUCCUCAAGUGCUGACAAAACCCGGUAUAUUAUACAAAUGCAUUCUCGUAAGAGCUUUAUCCAAAAGAGAACCAUGCUCCAUGACCAGUUUUUUGCCAUCAACUCAAGAUUCUUGGGUUUUUCUUCUCUCUGUGGAUCUAAUGAUGCUAUGAACACUUUCAGUUUUAGAUUCGGUGAAUGACUUUGUACUUUGUAGUACUAAGAUCCCUUUUCCCUCUUUGACCGUCCUCUUGAAUUUUAUGCAAAGCUUAUAAUA